UGACAUUAAUCACGAUUCGUAAUGAAUCGUGUUUUAUCGUCAAGUGUAAUCGACAGAACACUAUGUAACUAUACAUUUUUAAAACAUGAACACUGAAUAAGUCUUUAAUUUUGAAAUAGCUGUUUCGCUACAGUUUGUGCUAUGUGGCGCCCAGCGGCGUCUCUUUUUUGGCGCGUGCAGUGUUUACCAUCCUUGGUAGUAGCUCUGCAGUCUACACGUGCUUUACAUUGAGAAGUGCGAAAAAUAUUGCCAAGUCUGGAAAUGAGCAGCUCGAUCAGUUGAGAUCUCUCUCUAUCUCCCUUUUCCUUCUCCUCCUUCGAUGUGGAUGCGGAUUUGUCAUCGUUAGCGUAGCUGCAACAGUCAUGAUUUGCAAUCCGAGGUGAAAUAGCUAAUAUGUAGUCUAAGUUAGAAACAAGUAAGCAGUACGAAAUAGUAUUGAGAAUUGAAUUCAUCCAAUUUUCUUUUAAUGAAGAUCUACAUGAGGUUGUUUCAAGCUUUUGAAAAAAAUUUAUUAGUACUGGAGGAAUGCUUACCAUCCAAUUUGGUCAAUGUGGAAAUCAGUUGGGACACUCGUUAUUCAAACAAUUAUCUGUAGAUUUAGAUGCUAAGGACACAGGAAUUACAAAACAAGCAAAUAGUAUUUAUACAGAGCAAAGUUUUGAAAAAUGGUUCACAAGUAUAAACAAAGAUGGAAAGCAUUUAGCAAGAGCAAUAUUAGUUGACACUGAGCACAAAGUUAUAAAUAAAGUCUGUAACCAUUCUCAGAGCCGUUGGACUUAUCCUCACAAAAAUUUGAUAUAUCAAGCUAGUGGAGGAUCAGCUAACAAUUGGGCAUAUGGCUCAAUGAUCAAGGGUCCAGAAUUACAGGAGGAAAUUUUAGAAGUCACAAGAAGAGAAAUUGAAAAGACUGAUUCCUUCGAUGGCAUAUUAAUGUUGUUGAGUUCAGCAGGUGGCACAGGCUCUGGAGUUGGAAGUUUCACAGCUGAUCUUUUACGAAAUGAAUUUCCUAACAAAAGUAUUAUUAGUUCAAUUGUGUUGCCAUUUAGCACGGGUGAAGUUGGAGUGCAAAAUUAUAAUACUUUGCUGUCAUUAGCCAGAUUUUGUGAAACUAUUGACUUGAAUCUUUUAUUUCAAAAUGAACAGAUUCAUCAGAUUUGUACUAGUGUCUUAAAGAACAAUGAUGCCAAAUUGAUUGACAUUAAUGAUAUCAUAUCGAAAAAGUUAUGUGCUACAUUUCAACCUGUAAAUAAUUCAUGGUGUACUGCAAAUUUUUUAUCCUCAACUGUGGCUUGUCAUCCGAAUUACAAGCUUGCAACAAUUAAAAGUACACCUUAUAUAUCACCCUCAAUAAGUCAGUAUGAAACAUCUUACAAUUGGAAAAUUUACAUGCAGCAUUUAAAGCAAACUUUGAGAGUUUCUAAUAAAAUGGAUCCUGAAGUUAAAGCACCAUCUUAUUCUUCAAAUGCAAAAUCCUCUCAGGCUCACUACAAAUCUGUAUCAAAUGUUGUAAUAUCUCGAGGCAAAGUUAAUGAAAUUGAUAAAAUUGUAUGUGAUGACUUACACAGUAAAGAGCUUUAUGUUGAUUGGAUUUCUUCUUCAGAUAGAUUGACUCAUUUACAUCAAGAAAGAAGACUCCUUAAUCAAGAGAAAUUUUUAGCACUUGUUACGAACAACUCUCAAAUACAUCAAACACUGGAUAAUAUUGUGGACAAGGCAUGGAAAACUUACACCCAUUCUGCAUUCUUGCAUCAAUAUAAAAAAUUUGGAUUAGAGGAAGAUGACUUUUUAGAAGCUUUUGCAAAGAUUGAAAAUGUAAUUAAAGAUUACAAAAAUCUUUGAGCUUCCAGAAAAAAAAAGUUCAAACAAAUUAACCAUUAGACAGUACGAGAUCAAAUCAGUGCCAUUUUGAAUAUUAAUAUAUUUUUAUAGCGAUGUAUUUUUCAACUUGACGCGUAGAUGAGAGAUCUUUGAAAAGAAAGAAGAAAAUCAUGGACGACUUUGCCAAUAUAUAUUUAUAAUUGUCUAGUCAAUUUGAAAAUUGUCGAUAUAGAAGAAUCUGACGUUAACCCAUUGACUUGCCAACUCUUAUGGAUAGAUGGCUCUCAUCUGCUAUUUUUUAUAAAAAAACAUACUUUAAUGCAAUGUAUAAAAGUGAUCAAUCAGAUUUAUUUA
Messenger RNA from Phymastichus coffea, 2172 nucleotides. Its product is annotated as tubulin delta chain-like. Bases 526 to 1839 code for a protein of 437 amino acids. The record is from RefSeq and is a predicted model, not a curated record. The transcript has 4 exons. NCBI's taxonomy places the organism in Eukaryota, Metazoa, Arthropoda, Insecta, Hymenoptera, Eulophidae. Gene Ontology annotation, biological process: mitotic cell cycle; microtubule cytoskeleton organization. Gene Ontology annotation, molecular function: structural constituent of cytoskeleton; GTP binding. Gene Ontology annotation, cellular component: microtubule; cytoplasm.